AUUACCUUUUUCACUUUCAGCAAGUAAUGCGUAAUAGCUUCCCUGGAGCCUUUCCCCCCAAUUACCCGGGUCACCCUCGUGCUCCCUACGUGCGUGACCAGAGGUAUAGAGGGAAUGGACCCUCCCCUUCAGGCAACAGUGAGGAAGAUAUAGUUGUGCCUCCUCCUAUUAUAAAGAAGGAGGCCCUGGAAGGGUUUGAGGAUGAUCCAUGUGUUACAGAAGGCUGGGCUACUAGUGCAGCGGAAGUUGAUUAUAACCAGAAAUUGAACUUCAGUGAAGAUGAAGGAACUGUAGAUGAAGAUACUCCUACCCUACGAAAUACAGAACGGAAGUCAGAUCGAAGGGAUAGAUGGGAAAAAGACAGAGGCCGGGAUAUAGCCCGAGAGUCAGAGGAACGCCGUGAAGUGUCUAGAGAACCCGAGAGAGAAUCUUCCAUGAGAGAGAAAAAUCCCCAAGGUUCUCGAGAACGUGACAAUAGGCGCGACAUGGCUGAGGACCGUCGAGAUCGUGACCGCAGAUUCUCUCCUGGUGACCCUGAAAGGUGGCAACACCGAGGAGGUUUUGAUUAUCGUGGAGGAUCUGGUCGUGAUUAUGGUGGCCCACAGAAUUCUGGGAACCGGGGCUGUCCCCCCCAACAUGUGCAGGCACACAACUCCCCUCAUACUGUACCUGCAAGCACAUCUGUGCAUCCCCCAUCUCGCCCACCCUCUCUCACCCCUGUGCAUCCUCCUACUCAUCAGUUAGCUCAUGCACCAUCUUUGUCACCAUCAUCACACCCCAGGGAAGAAGAGGAUUCAUGGCGUGAUAAACGGGUCCCUGGAGAUGAGGUACAGGUUGCCCUGGAGAGAGCAAGGCAGCGCCAUGAAGAGGAGGAGAAGCGCUAUGAAGAAAAGAAAAGGUUUGAGCAGAACAAGGUUAUCAAGAAGUCCAGAGAUCCAAGGGUUUUUGAUGAAAGGGAGAGAGAAGAACCUGAUGCGGUCAGGGAGCGUUCACGUGGCAGUAGUGAGUCGAGGGACGAUAAGCCUCCCAGCCGAGAUGGGCGGGACUAUCGGCAACACCCAGACCGCCGAGAAAACUAUAGGGACAGUUACAGGGAUCAUCCACGUGAGCAGUAUGAUAGACCUUUUGAUAGACGUGAUGGACAGCGGGAUUCACAGCCAGUGUUUUCCUCGCAGUUCAAAAGUAAGCUACCUCCAAGAUUCCAGAAACAACAACAGCAACAAGAGAUGAUGCGUGCUGGUGGGGGUGGCCAACCUUUUCGUGGACAAAAUUCACAGGCAGCUCCAUUAUUUGAACCACGCUUUGGUUCAAGCGCAGGAGGACGGUUUAUGAAUCGGGAUAAUGAAAGUAAAGAGAGAAGAAUGAGGACAGACAGUGAUACCUCUGGGAAAUUACAGAUGAGAGGCCAGCAAGUGGACUUUCAGCAGAACGUCACAGAGAUGAUAGAGAGGAAAGGCUGGAUCGCCCAGACCAGAGAGACUAUAGAUAUGAUCGAUCUGAUAGAAACGAUAGGUCAGAGCGCCUAGACAGGAUUGAGAGAUCUGAAAGAUCUGACCGCCCAGAUCGCUCAGAGCGCAUUGACCGACCUGAUCGCUCAGAGAGAAUUGACCGAGCAGACCGUGGAGAGAGAAUUGAUAGGCCAGAUCGCUCGGAAAGAAUUGACAGGCCAGAUCGUUCAGAACGCAUUGACAGACCUGAGCGAGUAGAGAGACCAGAAAGGGUUGACUCUCGAGGCAGGGAUGAAUUCUAUGAUAGACCAGAUAGAGAUGGGAGGUAUCGCGGCCGAGGCUCCCAAGGAAAUUAUAGGGAUCGGGACCGCGACCGUGAUCGCGACCGGGACCGGGACCGUGAUUGUUGGGCACGAACUUCCUAUUAUGAAAAGUAUGAGGAACGUCUUGAGCCGCGAGACUUGGAUUAUGAUAGACGG
Penaeus monodon (black tiger shrimp) is the source of this 1927-nucleotide messenger RNA. RefSeq names its product zinc finger CCCH domain-containing protein 13-like. The transcript is spliced from 4 exons. Bases 27 to 1526 code for a protein of 499 amino acids. NCBI's taxonomy places the organism in Eukaryota, Metazoa, Arthropoda, Malacostraca, Decapoda, Penaeidae. The record is from RefSeq and is a predicted model, not a curated record. Gene Ontology annotation, biological process: cell differentiation.